AUGAAUCAUCUUAUUCUAGCUUAUUUGUGGAGGUUUUAGCACAAAUAGUAAAAUUAUAAUAAAUCGAAAUUUGUUUAUUAUUGGGUUUGCAAAUAAAAUUUGAAAAAGCAAAUUUUGAUCUAUUCAUAUAAAUUUUACUAUUUGAAAAAUUCUGUGCUAAAAUCCCUACUAAUUAUUAGGAAUUUUCUAAUUCCUGGGAGAGUUAUCGAAGAAGGGGUAGAUAUUGAAAAUAAAGAUAUAAACAUUGAAAAUGCAAACAUUAAUGAAAAGAAACCAAUGAGAAAGCGUACUUGCUCUUUAAUAGCAAGUCAUUUUGUUAUCAGCGAUUACAAAACAAAGGGUUUAUCAAAAAAUAGUAGUAUAGAAAACAGCUCCGAUGUAAAUAUUUUCAUAGCAAACAACAAAAUAGAUAGCACUCCAAAUAUAUCCCCAAAACCCAAAAUUUUGAAACCUGAAACAAAUAUCUCUUGCUUUUCUAAAAUUUCUCCGAUGUCACUACUUCUCCCUUUAAAUUAGAGCAAAAUAUCUUUAAUAAUUCUAUUUUUGGGUAAAUUACUGGAAAAAAAUUUAUAUUUUAUGGUAAAAAUUUAUUCUUUGCAAAUAGCUUUAAUAUCCUAUUUCAUGUUGGUAAAUCGAAAUUUACCUUAAUUUAUUUGUUUUAAACGGGGGAUUAUAAUAGAGCAAUAUUUUAUAUCAGACUUAGAUUGCAUAAGGCAAGUCCAUAUUUCUGGUAGGUAUGCUACUUAGCCAUACCGUUCUAUUAUGACCAAUAAAGUAGAAGUUGGAAAAAAAUUUAAUUUAAAGAGGGAGUAAAGCAAUUGAGCGCUACAGAAAAAAGAGAAUUAGCCCUUUGUAACAAGAUUUACUAUUUUCCUAUUACGAGAAAAAUCCUGCCGAAAUAUUAUGAUAAAGAUGGAAAUUAUAUCGGAACCCCAAAAGAUCACAUAUGCUAUCGCUAUGAAAUCAUUAAAAAAAUCGGUUCAGGAAGUUUUGGCCAAGUUUUCAAAUGCUUUGAUCACAAAGCUAAUAACUUUGUUGCAAUAAAAAUUCUUAACUCGCCCUAUUAAAUUUCCAUUUUUUGGCAAAUUAAAUCCCUUUAAUUUGGAACAGAUUUUUUAUUUCCAAUUUAAAGAGGAUUAAGCGUCACUUUCAGUUCAGAAAAAUAGGAAAUGAUGAAGCAAAACUACUUGGAUUUCUCAACAGUCUUGAUCAAUCAAAUAGCAAAUAUAUUAUUAAAAUUCAAAAAAGAUUUGAUUUUCGAGGCCAUGUUUGUUUGUCGCAAGAACUUCUUGGUGAUAAUCUCUAUCAAUUUAUUCAAUCAAACAAUGGGAAAUUAAAUUUAAAUACAAUUAAAAUCAUUACAAAGCAGCUUCUUAUAGCUCUUAACCAUAUUCACGAUAACAUGAUAAUUCAUUGUGAUUUAAAGCCUGAAAAUAUACUUUUUAAAAAUCAAGAAAAUUUAGAUAUAAAACUUAUAGAUUUUGGAUCAUCAUGCAAAAUAAAUGAAGGAGCUUUUGGAGCUUAUAUGCAGAGUAGAUAUUAUAGAGCGCCUGAAGUUGUUUUGAGGCUAAAUCUGUAUACAGCUAUAGAUAUGUGAUCUCUUGGAUGUGUGAUUGUUGAACUGCAUACAGGAUUGCCGCUUUUUCCUGCGAGAGAUCAAAAUGAUUUAUUAAAUUUAAUUAUGUGCACUAUUGGGACUCCUUCAGCAGAAUUUUUGAGGAAAGUAAAAGAUGAGAGCAAGUGCUUCGCAGGCAACAAAGAAUUUUUGGAAUUAUUUGAAUGAUUAGAUUAGAUUAAUUAAAUUAGAAUGCGUCUUCGGUAUUUAUUUCACCCUCUCUGCUUUCGCCUACUUCAUACUCCUCACCUUAGGCAUCAGUUUUCACUUACGCCUUUUCUUUUGAAAUCACCAAAAAUGGUAACUUCGCAAUCUCUUGGGGAAACGCACCAGGUGCUUCCUUGGACAACUCCUACCGGUCGGCAUUAUCUAUCCGAGGAUGAGAGACAGGACACAACCUUAUUCCUCCUUUGUCCCUGGCAGAAUGGCGGGUCGGAUAAGUCGCCGUUUUAUUUACAUUUAUUUGAAAGAAGAAAUAAAAAACCUACUUCGAAGUGUAUUGAAAAUAUUCUUGAUAAUUGCGAUGAAGAAUUUGUAGAUUUCGUUAAAAAAUGCAUAGUUUGGGAUCCAGAAUUAAGAAUUACCGCAAAAGAAGGGUUGUACCAUUCAUGAAUUUCACGUAUUUAA
Blepharisma stoltei is the source of this 2242-nucleotide messenger RNA. NCBI's taxonomy places the organism in Eukaryota, Ciliophora, Heterotrichea, Heterotrichida, Blepharismidae. The record is from the annotation of a GenBank genome assembly.